AAGUCUUUUCUUCAGAUCCCAUCAUAUUUAACCGUCGAUAUAGAGAGAGAGAGAGAGAAACACUCACACUCACUCCGAGUAUAUCAGUGUUAGAGAGAUGAUAAGGGUAUAAAUAAACAAUCGCCGGCGAAUAUAGAACACAAACAUCACCGGAGAAAAGGGUUUGGAUAGUGGAAUCAGUUGCUCAAUUACUUUAUGUGGGUUCUCAACGACCAUGUCAUUUUCCGGCAGAAGGAGGAGAUCAGCGGUGUACUCUUCAAUGGUGGUCUUGCUGAUCAUCUUCUUGGUACUUCAGAUAUGGGCGUUGAAUAGCGAUUGUUGUAGGGUUAGUGCAAUAAGAACGUCACUAUCACCACCACCACAACUACCACCGCCGCCACCACCACCACCACCAUCAUCACAAUCCUCAUCUGCAAAAGAUUCCGACGAGAUCAAACGAUCGGAGCUUUACAGAAGGUUCUUCAAUGGCAGAUUUGCUCGUCUCAACUCCACCACUGUUUCAAAAGAUAAAAGCUUUCAAGAAAACAAAAGAAGAGUUCCCAGUUGUCCAGAUCCUCUUCACAACUAAAAACCCUUGCAUCUCUUAGGUUACCUUCAAGCUCUUUCUUUCUUUCUUUCUUUCUUUCCCUGUGUUUUUCUUAUAAUUUAUUUUGGUAGUUAGUAAAUAUCCAAAAUACCCACGUUUUUCCCACUAUUUUUGUGACAUUAUAUGGAUGAAUUUCGUUAUAUUAGGGGCUAAACCGUGGGUAUUUUGGUAUUGUGUAAGGCAAAAUGCUUUCCUUUUUUGUUUGGUAGAUCAAGAACAAUGGCCGAUCAUGAUGUAUAUACUAUUUGAGAUUUGAAAUUCAUAUAGUUCAACACCUCUUCUCA
This is a messenger RNA of Lactuca sativa (garden lettuce), 870 nucleotides long. The record is from RefSeq and is a predicted model, not a curated record. NCBI's taxonomy places the organism in Eukaryota, Viridiplantae, Streptophyta, Magnoliopsida, Asterales, Asteraceae.